Messenger RNA from Phalaenopsis equestris, 1474 nucleotides. RefSeq lists its product as uncharacterized. NCBI's taxonomy places the organism in Eukaryota, Viridiplantae, Streptophyta, Magnoliopsida, Asparagales, Orchidaceae. The transcript is spliced from 4 exons. Gene Ontology annotation, molecular function: catalytic activity. The record is from RefSeq and is a predicted model, not a curated record. Gene Ontology annotation, biological process: GPI anchor biosynthetic process. Bases 58 to 1443 code for a protein of 461 amino acids. Gene Ontology annotation, cellular component: endoplasmic reticulum.
UCUAAACCAUAACUAAUCCUCUCUCCCUCUCUCCCUCUCUCCCUCUCUCCCUCGACCAUGCCGGGGAGCAAGACUUCGUUAAAGGGUAGAAGAAGCAGCAAUGGCUUCUCUAGGAAAAUAGCAAGUCUAUUCUCCUUCUCACCAUCGGCUAAACCUCCUGCAACUACAUCCUGCCGCUGUGGCGCCAACACCAUGUUAACUCUCCGCCGGCUCUGCUCCCUCCUCCGACGACCCUUCCGCCGUCGAACUAAAUCUCCGGUCGUCAUUCGCCAAUUUCCACCCGUCGAAACCACCAACGAUCCGCCACCUCAGCUGAUCCGCAUCGCAACUUUCAACGUCGCCAUGUUCUCCAUGGCCGCCCCAACGCCCAACCCCGAAAACCCUACUGCAACCAAUCUCAACAUCGUCGGUAAAUCCCUAAACGACAGGCCCAAGGGCAUACUCAAACGGCAGCAGACGAUCUCCAAUUCAAAGAGGAGAGUCUCCAUCAAUCUCCCCGAAGACCAAAUCUCCAUCGAGAGAAGCAAGCAGCUUGCCUCUGCUGAUAAAUUACUCCAAAAAGGCAAGGCUCCAAUGUUUCAUCAGAACAACUUGAGCUUCGUCGAUCGAAUGAGAAAAACUGACACGAGUGUUCUUGAUGUGCUGAUGGAGGUAGAUGCCGACGUGUUUGCUCUGCAGAACGUGAAGGCCGAGGAGGAGAAGGGUAUGAAACCCCUCUCAGAUCUAGCUGAUGGGUUGGGCAUGAAGUAUGUGUUCGCAGAGAGCUGGGCUCCAGAGUUUGGGAAUGCGAUUCUCUCCAAAUGGCCUAUAAAGCAAUGCAGAGUUCAGAAAAUCUGCGACGACGCCGAUUUCCGGAAUGUGUUGAAGGCAACCAUCGAAGUGCCGAGAGCAGGAGAAGUUAAUCUGCAUUGCACACAUCUGGAUCAUCUCGACGAAGAAUGGAGGAUGAAACAAAUUAGGGCAAUGCUUCGAUCGAAUGACGGGCCUUACAUAUUGGCGGGAGGGCUGAAUACUCUUGAUGAAACAGACUACUCUGAAGAGAGGUGGAAUGAUAUUAUCAAGUACCAUGAAGAGAAUGGGAAGCCAAGGCCAAAGGCUGAGGUGAUGAGGUUUCUCAAGGGAAAGAAUUACGUUGAUUCCAAGAAUUUUGCAGGGGAAUGCGAAGCUGUUGUUGUGGUUGCUAAAGGGCAAGAUGUGCAGGGGACUUGCAAGUAUGGCACAAGAGUUGAUUACAUACUGGCAUCACCUGGUUCGCCCUAUAAAUUUCUUCCAGGUUCUUAUCGGGUCAUCUCAUCAAAAGGGACUUCAGAUCAUCAUAUUGUAAAGGUUGAUAUUGCAAUUAACGGUAAUGUUGAAAAAAAUCACAGAACACAAAAAUCUCAGAAAAGAUUAGUAAAAAUAGACGGUGUUUCUUCCAAAGGAAUUUGGAAAGUUAAUUCAUAAGUUCUGCUCUUUCAAUUUAUCUUUUUUUCUU